Nymphaea colorata (pocket water lily) is the source of this 1502-nucleotide messenger RNA. RefSeq names its product short-chain dehydrogenase TIC 32, chloroplastic-like. Bases 223 to 1254 code for a protein of 343 amino acids. The transcript is spliced from 8 exons. Lineage: Eukaryota; Viridiplantae; Streptophyta; Magnoliopsida; Nymphaeales; Nymphaeaceae. The record is from RefSeq and is a predicted model, not a curated record.
UUGCUACCUGUCCAGUUGCUCCUUCUGGGAGAGAAGAAUGAGAAAAAUAGGUAAAAGAGAUGAAAAAACUGAUAUGCAAGAAACGAGAAAGAGGGGGACGCUAAAUUUAUUGCACAGGAGGUGGGAACAAAUGGAUCUGUUGGUGGAAAUGUGUGGUCUGUGGUGGUCAACUUUUGGUGGUUCCAACAAGACGGGUAGACGAACGCCUGUGCCUGUGUAUAAAUGCAAACUUUGUUGACAAGUAGAAAGGAAAGAGUGGCUUCUUCCCGACGUCUUGUAGAAGAGAGGAAGAGAAAAAGUGCCAAAAAAAUGGUAUGGUUUUUGGGCUUCAAAGGACCUUCUGGGUUCUCUGCGCGCUCUACAGCAGAGGAGGUGACGCAAGGAGUGGAUGGGAGCAGCCUUGUUGCCAUUGUCACAGGUGCAUCAAGUGGAAUUGGCACUGAGACAGCCCGAGUACUUGCAUUGAGGGGUGUUCAUGUAUUUAUGGCAGUCAGGAACGUGGAUGCUGGUAAAAAUGUGAAAGAUGCUAUCAUCAAGGAUAACCCGACUGCUAAAGUUGAUGUCAUGGAGCUAGACCUUACCUCCAAGUCAUCAGUGAGGAAAUUUGCAUCAGACUACAAGUCCUUAAAUCUUCCACUGAACAUUCUCAUUAACAAUGCAGGAGUAAUGGCGACCCCAUAUCUUCUCUCUGAAGAUGGAAUUGAGCUUCAGUUUGCCACAAAUCAUAUAGGUCAUUUUCUUUUGACAGACCUUUUAUUGGAGAAAAUGAAAACGACAGCUCAUAAAAGUAAGGUUGAGGGAAGAAUUGUCAAUGUAUCCUCUGAGGCACACAAAUUGACAUAUAAGGAGGGGAUCCUGUUUGAUAAACUCAAUGAUCAAUCAAGGUAUGGUAGCUGGGCUGCAUAUGGACAGUCAAAGCUUGCCAAUAUACUGCAUGCUGCUGAGCUUUCUCGGCAUCUCAAGGAAGAGGGGGCAAAUAUAACUGCUAAUUCUCUACAUCCAGGAGUAAUCGCCACUAACCUUCUUCGUCAUCAUGGUCUCUUCAGCAGCAUUGCUCAAGUGAUCAACAGAUUUACCAUGAAAAGUGUGCAACAGGGGGCAGCAACAACAUGUUAUGUUGCAUUGAAUCCUCAAAUGCAAGGCGUAACGGGCAAGUACUUCGCUGAUAGCAAUGAAGCAGAGUCAAGUAUGCUUGCCAAAGACACAGAGCUGGCAAAGAAACUCUGGGAGUUCAGUAUGGAGUUGAUCCAGUGAACUUUCUUCUAUGCUGGAUUAUGCAUGCUAUCCAAAGACAUGAUUCCAACUUUUUGAUAACUAGCUCUCUUGUCCACUUGCAAACACACACACACACACACACACACACACACACACAGAGAGAGAGAGAGAGAGAGAGAUGCAGAAAUAAUGUCUUUCUUCACUUUGUUUGCCAUAUUGAAAGACACAAGUAUGCUCGACUUUGUGAACUCGGCAUUUUGGAACGUAGCUUGCUACCAGUUUAUUUA